UAUAAAAUAAAGUAAAUGACGAAUAACACUAUUAUGAUAUUAUGUGAUGAAGAAAAUUUAAGUAAAUUUCAAUUGGAAAAUUUGAGCCGAAAAUGGGAAGCAUAUGAAAAGUUUAUUGAAAAUUUAGAUGAAAUGGUGAGAGAUUUAAAUAUUUCCACUGAUUAUUCAUCAAAUGAAGGGGAUAUCAAAGCAUCCAGUAAAUUUUCCGAUUUAUAUAAAUGGCGAGAAUCAAUGGCUUCUAAAUAUGAAGAAAAUGAUGAAAGCCCCAUACCUAACCUAUUACAAAACUCUUCAAAUCCCGAUAUGGCUAGCCAUUGUGUUUAUAGAAAUAGAUCUGGAAAGCUUAUUGUGGGCAAAAAACGUGGUAGAAAAUAUAAAGGCAUUAUCGAGAAAAGAGUUGUUAAUACUCAAAACAUAUACGAAAAACCAUAUUUAUCUUUAAAAUGUGACAGAAAUACAGAUUUGCAUGAUAAAAUUGCUCCAGAUUUAACAAAUUCUUCAGAUAAUAUUGGUAUUAAAUCAGAAACAGUUUAUAAUACUAGAAAGAGACAUUUUUCUGUAGAACAUUUAAAAUACCCAGAUGAAGAUACAUAUAGUACAAAACAUUCUAUGCAUAUAAAAAAAAGAAGAGGAAGACCAAAAAAAUUUAUUUUUGAUAAUUACAAUGUUUCGAAAAACAUAACAUAUAUGCCCGAGACUUCAUUUUUAAAUACUUCCAAAUCUGAAUUUUUUGAUAAUGUUCAAAAUAUUAAUGAAGUCAACAUUACAAAUAAUAACAUAAAACAAGUUAGUUUAUCAUCCUUAAAUAAUAAAGAUAUUCAAGAAUUUAAACAAGAAGCAGUUUCAGAUAAUGAUAAAAUUGAAAUUCUUUAUGCAAAUUUUAAAUUAAAAUAUGAAGAGAAUGUAAAAGUUUCUAAAAUUAAAAAUAAACCUUUUGUCAAUGAUAACAAUGAAAGUGAUCCUAAUAAAGAACAAAUUCCUGAUAUAUUAAUUCCUGACAAUGAUGAUCAAAAGCUCAACAUAAUAGCACCUAAUAUAUUGACACAUAUAUCAUCAAUAGAAUCAAAGUUGACUGAUAACAUUACAAACAGUUAUCCGCCGCCUACCUACGCAUCUAGCAACGAUGAUCAUGAUCCAAAUAUGGAAGCCGAUAUUUUCAUAAAAGUCAAAGGGAACAAGGGCAAGAAGGACACAAAAAGCCAAUGUACGCUUAUUUCUAGCACGGAGUCUAAUGUUUUUGAGAUCGUUAGAACGGCUACCCAGAGGGGUAGGCCCAUGUUCAUAGAUAAUAUGGGAUUCACUUACAAUAUUAAAAGGGUAAAGCCAGACGAAAUUAUAUGGAGAUGUAGUGUUCGUAAUAAAUACAUCGAGUGUUCUGCCAUCAUUCUCCAACAGAAAUCUGACGUGUCGAUUCCUUUCAAUGACGAAUUCUUUCAUCCCGAAAUGUCAUCGGAUUUGAGCCAAGCCAGUCCUUUCUCCCUUGUGGAUCAUUAUAUCAAAGCAUUUCCCCACCUGUUUAAAAUUGACUCCACAGAUGUUUGGUAUAAGGGGCCUAUUAAACACAUUCAUUCGCCAUUGAAAAGAGUGGUCAUUGAGAAGAUAAAAUUGACGGCCCAAAUUAAAGAUAUGGCCAGACAGAAUUAUUAUGAACAUCCAUCCCUAAUAUUAGACUCCAUGAUCUCUCCUAACAUUGAUAGCUACGAUAUUAACCCUACAAAUUCAACGGUAGAUUUUGACUUCAUUAAUUCUGACCACAUUGAAACUAAAGCAAUAACUGGUUGUUCUAUCACUGACGAUAAUUCUUUUAUCGCCCACGAUAACUCCUCUAACCUAAUCCUUCAAAACCCGUGUUCUUCCUUGUCGCCACGUCUGCCGUAUACACAAUCCUUACUCGUGAACGCCCAAAGGAAGGAAUUAGUCAAGGUUAUGGUCCGAGCUAGACACAAAGAAUUUUACCGGGAGAGGGAAAAAGCUAGAGAAUUGACUUCUAAGCGACAGAAUGCUCCCUUGACUUCUGGAAUCAGUCGAGGAAUCAAAUCCACGAAUAUGCUUAACAUCACUCAGACCCAUGAAAAUCCAUUUUUCGACGAUUCAGAAAAUUUGGGAUAUUAUUCAUCCACCAAACAAGACGAAUCUAAUGUCUUACACUACGAAAAGAAAGAAAAUAUCUAUUUCAAAUAAUUUUUUUUAGAAAAUUUUGUUUUGUUGUAUUAAAUUUUAUUUAUAUUUAUGUUUCUUUUAUUAAAUAUAAAAAAUUAAUUUCAAUUAUGAUUUUAUGUAAAUAUAGUAGUGUCGAAAUCCUAUUGUUUUUAUCAAUCUUGCAUCCCCCCCCCCCAAUA
Messenger RNA from Gordionus sp. m RMFG-2023, 2339 nucleotides. RefSeq lists its product as uncharacterized. The transcript has 7 exons. The record is from RefSeq and is a predicted model, not a curated record. Lineage: Eukaryota; Metazoa; Nematomorpha; Gordioida; Chordodea; Parachordodidae. The coding region runs from base 16 to 2181 and encodes 721 amino acids.